Molecule: messenger RNA, 768 nt
Organism: Dermacentor silvarum
Lineage: Eukaryota; Metazoa; Arthropoda; Arachnida; Ixodida; Ixodidae
Product: cystine/glutamate transporter-like
Exons: 1
Coding region: 1-768 (255 amino acids)
Biological process (GO): amino acid transmembrane transport
Cellular component (GO): membrane
Molecular function (GO): L-amino acid transmembrane transporter activity
Source: RefSeq, a predicted model, not a curated record
AUGCUUUGCGCGUCCUUCUUCAGCGCGUCCCGCUUUGUCCUGGCAGCAGCCAGGACAGGACACUUGCCUCGAGUCCUGUCCCUCGUCACCGUCGACUCACGCGUACCACUUACAUGCGUGAUCUUGAAGGGCGCCCUUUCCGUCAUCUUCGUCUUCUUCGGUUCGGUGCAAUCCCUGAUCCAGGCUGCCGUGUUCGUCGAGACCCUGUGGGACAUUUUUGUGGUGCUCUCCCUGAUCGUACUGCGCUUCACGAUGAAGGACAGGGGGCGAUCGUACAAGGCACCCCUCGUUGUAGUCCUUUUGAAGCUGGUGUCAUCCGUCACUUUGGUUAUCGUUCCGCUGAUUCAACCUACCGACAGCUACAAGUAUCUAGUGAUCGCGGGCAUUUACGUCGUGGGCCUCUUGUACUACCUCUUCUUCGUCGGCAUGCUUUGGGACUGUCGGGCAGCAAGAGUGCUAGCGGAGGUACUUCAGAAGUUGAUGCUUUUGGUGCCUUGUUUCGACGAGCUCACGUUUAUACUUGAACGCAAGAGCAAUGAUCAAAAUAUUUCUAAAGAAUUGCCCGCUUCUGUGCGUCAGUCACAGCAAGUUCAAAGCACUGAGCAGUCAUUGUACUUCGUGGAAGCAGUCAAAGAAGUAAAGGGUGAUUCUUCGCAAGCUGUGGCAGAACGGUCUCGACAAAAAGAUACGACCAUACGGCGUCCCUUGAAUGCAUCAGGGGCAAACAAAACUUACUCGACCAUUGAGUCAGCGGCCACAAGAUUUUAG